This is a messenger RNA of Darwinula stevensoni, 2726 nucleotides long. The record is from the annotation of a GenBank genome assembly. NCBI's taxonomy places the organism in Eukaryota, Metazoa, Arthropoda, Ostracoda, Podocopida, Darwinulidae.
ACAUUUUGUCUUUGAAUGCAGGUUGGUUAAGCGAGGGCCAAGGUUCCGUCGCUUGAAUCACGUCUAUCACGAGACGGCCUUGGCCUAGGCUAGGCCUACCUAGGCCCCUUAGCCUAGGGCCGGGUCGGCAUUAGCAUUGGUGUAAUUUCACGCAUAUUUCGGCAAUCAGAUCGUCAGCCUGAUUGUCUGCUCUCCACCAACUCCAAUAUCGUUGACUUGACGUCCUCAUCCAGUUUUAGCGAUUCCAUCCCAACAACCACAAUGGCUUCAACCGCGUAUGAGGAGGAGGACUGGGAAACUGAAAUUGAAAAGCUGGAAUUGGAGAGGAAGAAGAAAGCAGGUGCUCAUUCAAAUGGACCAGCUUCUGGGAAGCAACAGCAUGGGUCUACCAAUUUCAAACACCGACAAAUGAAUGGAGACGUCAGUGCCCUGAAAGGGAAGGGAAGGCAGGAGACGCUGGAGCUGCUUCGGAGGAAGGAAAACGAACGCAACAGAGAAGAACAGAAGGAAAUUGAGGCUCAGAAAGUAAGAGAGGGAACUCAUUUGGUUUCAUCAGAGGUUCUGACCAAUGGGUCCAGUAGUGGAUGCCGACCUAAGAAUGGUAAUCAGCCAAAGGCAUCUAUUCCCAAAGAUAUUCCAUGGGCAAGAGCAGAUGAAACUGAGACUCAAACAUCUGUGCUUGUGGAAAAUGUGUGGGAGAAACGAAGUGGUAGGAUGCUGUUCAAUCAAUGUGGCAAGGACCAGGAGGAGGACCCCUUGAUAUUACAGGCCAUACGUCUCAGUGAACAGACCCUCAUUGAGGACGAGAAGCGACGCUUUGAAAAACUGACCAGAGGAAGGAGAGAAUUCAAAGCAGUUGAUUCAAGAGAAACACCACACACUGCUCCAUCCCAAUCCAUGGACUUUCAAGAGGUGUUGCAAAAUGCUCCAUUCCAGCCUGUGAAGAGCCCCUUUAAAGAGGAUCCUCAUAUUUCUCCAGUUGAAUUGGUUCUGAGCACAAAGCCAUUAGUCAAGCCAAAGGAUGUAAACCUUCCCAGCAAGGAAGGGAGAGAAGGAAGUGAGGGGAAGGGUAAGGAGAGGGAUAAGAACCACAAGUUAACAUUGCCUGAUGACAUGGAUUUGUGGGAUCAAGAUGAGUUGGUAUUUUCAAACCCUGUGAAACCAAUUGAAAUUCCUGGCCAGGAAGAUGAGUCUGAACUCGUAGCUGGCUUGAGCUUCCUCCAGGAAUCGAUGUUGGCAGAUUUUCCUGCUGAUGAAUUUCCUCCAAUUCCACUACCUGAUUUGCACCUGAAUUCAAGUUCCCCUGAUCCAAAAGUGGUGUUUCUUGGAAGGAAUGAAAAGGACUGUUCCGUGGUUGAUAUACCCCAAGAGGAAUCAAUACCUACAGUUAGCGUACCUCAGGUAACAUCAAGUAUUGAGCCUGUAGGUGGGAGCCCCAUCUCCACAGUGAACAAAGCUCCUCCUCCGGGGUUUCCUCCUCAAGUGUCCACUGCUCAACCAUUCAUUUCAUUUCAAAACAUUUAUGAAGGGAACUUACUCCCUCCAGCAAUGAUAACUCAACAGUACCUGAUUCACCCAAAUCCAGCCCAAAUGGGCAUGUUGUAUUCACCCCCAUUCUACCUAAGUCAGAUUCAGAGUCCUCUUGCUGUCUCAUCAGCAACGAUGAUGCCACAAUCACUGACUUCGCCUGCUUCACCAGUGUUCAAUCCAUAUCUGCCUUCCUCCUUCCCCACACACAUCCCCCCACCAUCUAUGACUUAUUCAACCUACAGCUAUGCCAAUACAAUGCCAUACAUCGUGGAAGCUGAGGCUCCAGGAGUGCUAUACUCUGGUAAUGGUGAAGCCAGGAUGCCCUUGGAUGAUAUGGCUCAAAUGGGUAGGGGAAGGGGACGAGCACGGGGAAAACUGGUCAAUUCAGCUCAACCCAUGCCAGGAGAAUUCUUCAUACCACAUAUGAAUCAGGGAAGGAAGCUCUCAACUUAUGAGAUUCCUCCAAGGCAUCGCUCUCGAGACUUCAAUGGUGGCAGUGGCUACUAUGGUGCUCCGAAGCAGCAGUGAGAUGAGGAAGAGAAGGGACACCUUCAAACCAAUCACUAGUUGCCUUGCGUCUGUGAUCGGGGUCUGGGUUUGGCCAUCAGUGGAUGUUCACCAGAUGUUAUAGACCUCUAAUCCAGUCUUGUCCCUCCAAAGCGCUUGUGCCUCUCCCGCUCAACUUCAUCAGCUUCAUUCCAUAUAGGCCAUUCCAGUUAUCAUGCAACCAUAGGUCCUUUUCUAUCCUCUUUGACGCUCUGCAAUAUGAUGGCAUUCAUCUCUUUGUCUGAAAGUCAUUUUGCAGUCUAGUGACUGUGUGAGACUUGGGUUGAUGAAUGUUCCCUUUUUUGACUACGAGUAUUCCUUGUUUUUCGACUCAAAUUGGGCUAUAAGUCAAUGUAUCUUGCUUCAAAUUGCCUUCUUGGGAUGUUGGUUUUUCUCUCGUUUACAUGAAAUACAACCAAGAAUAAUCCUGUGCAUGAUUCAGAAACAGAAUUCCUGGUGUCUUUGUGAUCACUUCAAAUUGAGAGGAAUCAUGUGAAGAAUGUGCCUUUGUGCUUUGUGACUAGUCGAUUGUGCAACUUGGGGAUGUGUGACUUCUUCACUUCUACCCUCCUGUCAUUUUUUCCUUCCCUCCACACCUCUUAAUAAUAAAUAAAAGUGUCUCCAAAACAGUGUUGAAGGUGUGUCUUAUA